This is a messenger RNA of Closterium sp. NIES-65, 4767 nucleotides long. The record is from the annotation of a GenBank genome assembly. NCBI's taxonomy places the organism in Eukaryota, Viridiplantae, Streptophyta, Zygnematophyceae, Desmidiales, Closteriaceae.
AUGGUAGCCGUUAACGGGAGCGACGCGAGCGACGCGGCUCUUCUCUUCGUUCUGAAGUCGAUACUCUCAGAUCAAGACAAACUGAUCGUAAUACAUGUCAGACCUACAGAUAAGGACCUUACAUCGCUUUACAGUGGCUUCGCGGAUCCAGCGGCGGAGAUUAAGUCCCACCAUGCGUUCAUCCGCGACACAAUCAACGUCGCCGCAAAGACCAUACACUCACUAGGUUUCCCCGCGGCGCGCGUCAAGGUGGAGGAGGGCGAUCCGAGGAAGGUUAUACCCAAGGUCGCCGAAGCAGAGAAAGCUGAUUUACUCGUUCUUGGAUCACAGGGGAAACGAACCUUACAUUAUAUGCUGGCGGGUGAUGUGGCAUCUCAUUUCCUAAAUGGAGCAGCAGCGGAGCGCUACAAGCUUCCAAUGGUCGUCAAUUCCCUCCCGUCCGAUCAAUCCACGGACUCCGUCCCGGGGAAACGGCGACCGAAUCUCGUGACCGGGCUUCAUGGUGUGAAGGUCCUGUACGGCCGGUUUCAAAGCUCCAUCGAUUUCGAUGGCCAGAGGCACACGCUGGGGACGUGGGACGACCCGAUGGAGGCUGCGAAGGGAUACGCCGCCGCGGCGUAUAUGAUUGUCCACCUGGGCGUGCGCGCCGUGUCGGCUAUCCUGACGGAGGAGGAGCAGGCGUGCUUGAAGCGAAUGUCGCACGACGAUUUUAUAACGAUUCUUAAGUUCCCCGGCGCGUGGAAGCAGUGGCAGAGGUGGGAGGAGCUCAUGCCGCGGUGGCGCGCGCACUACGAGAACCUCGCGCGCAAGCACGGGGAGAUGGACACCGUGCGCAUCGGGCGGAAGAAGCGCAAGGGGAAGGAGCAAGCCAUUGCGACUGUGGGGAAAUUUACAGCCGCCGCCGCGAUGAACGGCUUGCAGACGCCUAUGUUCGCCCUGGACCCAGCCAUGCACGUGGAGCAGGGGAUGGGGGGGGAGGCGGUUGGGGUAGGAGGGGGUGGGGUAGUGGGAGGAGUGGGGGGGAUGGUAGGGAUUGGAGGGGUUGGAGGGGGAGAAGUUGCAGGGGUGGGAGGGAUGGGUGGUGUUGGGGAGCCUGGAGUAUUGGAGAAUGGGUAUGCUGGAGGGGAGGGGGAAGAGGAGACUGGUAGCAGCAUUGAGGGAGGGCAAGCUUCAAGGAAGAGGGCAAGAGGACGAGAGGUGCUGGGGUGCAACAAGCAGGCGGUGACGACACUGGGAGUGGCCAAGGACGUGGCAUACGUGUGCUUUGAGAUGCCUUCUCUCCGUGAGGUGCUGGGGUACAACCAGCAGGCCGUGACAACGCUGGGGGUGGCCAAGGACGUGGGCGACAACAUGGGGCUGCUGGCGGGGCUGCUCGCUGACAUGGUGCCGCCAUGGCUCGUCAUUGCCGUCGGCACACUGCUGCCUCUAUUCCCCCACCGCACCGCACCUACCUGCGCGCAUCCAGAUGCCUCUGCCCCUCGCUGCCUCGUGUGCCCCUCUCUGCCCAUGCGACCGUCUGUCCUGUGUGAUCCCCCUCUUCCUCGUGUGCCCCCCUCUCCCCUCGCCUGGCAGGGCUUCGUGGGGUACGGCGGCCUGUGGCUCGUGCUCAGUCAACGGAUAGCCGCGCCACCCUUCUGGCAGGUCAUCAACCCACACUCAGCCGCACUCCACCACUCUUCGCCACUGCAGGUGUGGUGCCUGCUGUGCUGCGCCACCAACGGGUCCAUCUACUUCAUCACAGCCGGCCUCGUCUCCUCACAGCUCAACUUCCCGCACUCGGGGGGCGUAGUGGCGGGGAUUGUCGUGGGCUUCAUUGGCCUCUCAGGCGCCAUCUUUGCACAGGUUCUGCUGGGGGGGCAGGGGGAUGGGAGGUACUAUGGGCCGGGAGGGAUCUACUCUGCGUUGCUCGCACCCAACCCUCCGGCGUUUCUGCUGCUGGCGUGCAUUGGCCCCGCUGCUGUGGGCAUCCUCAGCCUCUUCAUCCCCGAAUGGGCCAGGGGGGCAUUCAAGCUGAUUGUAUAUCCUCGCCCAUAUGCCCCCCUGUCCCCUGGUAUGCCCCCCUGUCCCCUGGUAUGCCCCCCUGUCCCCUGGUAUGCCCCCCUGUCCCCUGGUAUGCCCCCCUGUCCCCUGGUAUGCCCCCCUGUCCCCUGGUAUGCCCCCCUGUCCCUUGGUAUGCCCCCCUGUCCCCUGGUAUGCCCCCCUGUCCCCUGGUAUGCCCCCCUGUCCCCUGGUAUGCCCCCCUGUCCCCUGGUAUGCCCCCCUGUCCCCUGGUAUGCCCCCCUGUCCCCUGGUAUGCCCCCCUGUCCCCUGGUAUGCCCCCCUGUCCCCUGGUAUGCCCCCCUGUCCCCUGGUAUGCCCCCCUGUCCCCUGGUAUGCCCCCCUGUCCCCUGGUAUGCCCCCCUGUCCCCUGGUAUGCCCCCCUGUCCCCUGGUAUGCCCCCCUGUCCCCUGGUAUGCCCCCCUGUCCCCUGGUAUGCCCCCCUGUCCCCUGGUAUGCCCCCCUGUCCCCUGGUAUGCCCCCCUGUCCCCUGGUAUGCCCCUCUGUCCCCUGGUAUGCCCCCCCUGUCCCCUGGUAUGCCCCCCUGUCCCCUGGUAUGCCCCCCCUGUCCCCUGGUAUGCCCCCCUGUCCCCUGGUAUGCCCCCCUGUCCCCUGGUAUGCCCCCCUGUCCCCUGGUAUGCCCCCCUGUCCCCCUGGUAUGCCCCCUGUUCCCCCAUCUGUCCCCCUAUCCACCCGUAUGCCCCUCUGCCCCCUCAUAUGUACCCCUGCCCCCUCAUAUGUCCCCCUGCCCCCUCAUAUGUCCCCCUGCCCCCUCAUAUGUCCCCCUGCCCCCUCAUAUGUCCCCCUGCCCCCUCAUAUGUCCCCCUGCCCCCUCAUAUGUCCCCUGCCCCCUCAUCCCCCCCAGCCCCCCGUACCCCCAAAGUCGCAGCAGAGGAGAGCGCAGGCUUCUCUCUCAUCCUGCGCCUCUGCAUGCUGCUUGCCGCCUUCCUCCUCCUCGUCAUCACCUCGCAGGCCUUCACCACCUUCUCACCGCACACCACCACUGCCAUUACCAUCACCAUGCUCCUCCUCCUCCUCGCCCCUGCUUCCGUGCUCCUCCCGUCCCGCUCCCCCUCUCCUUCCUCCGCCACCCCCUCGUCCUCUCCCUCCUCUCUGACUCACCCACACGCCCAGGGCUCUUCCGAUCUCUCCCAGCCUUUGCUCCAAUCGUCGCCAGCCACGUCAGCAGCAACAGGCACUCCUGGUGGCACCAGUCCCCGGGCAAGCGUGCUUCCACCAAUCAGAGAAGGGGAAACUCUCCAUGCCGCCAGUGCCCUCCCCCCAUCCUCCCCUCCACCCACUCACCCACCAGCAUUUUCUCUCUCACCCCACCAGUCCGCCUUCUCCCCUCUCAGCCACAGCAGAACCUCCCCCAAACCCACCUACCCUGAACGCACCUCCCCUUAUAACAGCCCGCCACCCCCUUCCAGCGGACGCACCUGCUCUUCUGCUCAGAACAUUUCAUCAUCUCCAGCAGGGGGAACAGGAGGAAGAGGAUUGAGGGGUGCGGGAGCCAUUUCGUUCGUAAGCCCUAAUAGCCAGAAGAGCCUCAGCAGCCUGACUGAGGAUGGUGACGUGGCAGGGGCGGCGAGUGUGGGUGGGGGGGAGGGGGAGGGCGGGGAGGACGAUUGGAGUUACUACUUUGGCGAGGAAGAGACGUCUGUUCAUGGUAAGAAUCUCUCGAGGGUGACUGGAAUCACCUCUCCUAAAGGGGGAUACAGCAGGGGCGGAGAUGAUGGGGAGGAGGAUGAGUGCAGGGAGGAGGAAGAGGAGGAGGAUGGGGAGGAGGGGGAGGAGGAGGAGGAGGAAGGCGAUGGGGCAGGAGACGAAGCAACCGAGCAAGCCCAUCCAGGGGGAACAACAGCAGCAAGGGGGGAGGUGUAUCUGGGGGAGGACCAUUCGUUCGGGCAGGCGCUAUCCACGGUGGAGUUCUGGCUGCUGUACGGGGGCCUGGUGUGUGGCUUUGGUGCGGGGCUGACGGCCAUCACGAACCUGGCACAGAUAGGCGAGGCGCAGGGGUACGGCAAUGCACAGGUGCUCACUUCGCUCGUCAGCAUCUGGCAGUUCCUUGGCCGCCUGGCCAGUGGAUCGCUGUCGGAGCACUUCGUCAGGGCACAUGGCAUGCCACGCCCCAUGGCUCUAGCAGCCAUCCAGCUGCUCAUGGCAGUGGGGCAUCUGGCCUUCGCCCUGGCCCCACCAGGAGGCGUGUACCUGGGCUCUCUCCUCAUAGGCUUCACGUAUGGCGGGCUGUGCUCCGUCAUGCCUGUCAUCGCAGCAGAGCUCUUCGGCCGUCGCUGCCUCGGCCUGCUUUACAACUCCCUGCUCGCCGCUGCUCCCCUCGGCUCCUACCUCUUCUCAGGUGUGCUGGCGGGGUACCUCUACGAGAUAGAGGCACGGAAAGACAGGGGAGUCACAGCAGGUCUAGAGGGAGCAGCAUCGCUGCUAGCACCCAGGCAAGAGUGGGCCUUAAAGCCAGGAAUGGGUGGCUGGUUUAGUGAUGCUGUGGGCAGUGCAGCGGGGGGUGGAGGAGGGGAGGGGCCCAAGGCGUGUCAUGGGGCGCACUGCUUCCGUCUCAUCUUCCUCAUCCUCACUGCCGUGUGUGUACUGGGCGCUGCUGUGAAUCUGCUUGUUGCUUCCCGCACUGCCCGUGUGUAUGGCCUUAUGAGACACACUGAGGCAGCGGGAGCAGAUGAAACUGAUGAAGCAGUGGGGAAAGAUGAUGAGAAGUAG